AUGAAGGCUAUUUCCGGGCAGCGGGAGCUCGAGACGCUACUCAAGAGCAAAACGGCGGUUGUUUUGAAGUUUUCAGCAACGUGGUGUGGACCAUGCCGUGCAUUUGCGCCGUUUAUGGAUAAAUUGGAUGCACAGUUCCCUGGGGUGGCAAUGUACGAAGUAGACCUUGAUGCGAACCAGGACAUUGCCAAGCAGUACUCUGUCACGGCCGUUCCUACAGUUAUACUAUUCAAGAAGGGCAAAGAAAUUGGACGCAUUCAGGGAGCCGAUACGCAGCAGGCCAUGACCCAGGUCAAGCGACUGGCCGAGUCCUCCACGACGAUGGCUGACUAUGGACCGGGGUAUUCGCUAGGUGGGUCCGAUAAGAAGACCAAGGGAGUUGCAAUUCCAGCAUCCCGGAGCUCGCACUCGCUUUUAACAUGGAUCCGGCUAUAUUUCGUCACGUUAUUUUCAUUCGAUGCCCGCGCCGCCGCCAAGUCGUACCUGGGGGCCUGA
Molecule: messenger RNA, 495 nt
Organism: Wickerhamiella sorbophila
Lineage: Eukaryota; Fungi; Ascomycota; Dipodascomycetes; Dipodascales; Trichomonascaceae
Product: Thioredoxin H-type
Exons: 1
Coding region: 1-495 (164 amino acids)
Source: RefSeq, a predicted model, not a curated record